UGGUGAGAGUCAAGAUGACGUCUCCCUUCUCCUCGUCCCUUUCUCUUUUAAGACUUUUCCACACAGCUUCUUCCACAGUUUUUCCUCCCUUUUUUAGUUUUUACCUUUUUCAAAACCAAAUUCAAAUUUUCUUUUUUUGGGGUUGUAGUUGUCGGUUUACUAAAACAAGCAAAAGAUGAGCCUCCUCCGCUCCUGUGUCAUUUUAAAAUAUAUAUUUCUUUCUUUAUCUGGGUCUGGGUUGGGUUUCAAACCAGGGGGAAAAAGCAGACAGAUAAACAGAUAAUAUCAUAUUAAUAUAUAUAUAUAUAUAUAUAUAUAUGGUCUACAUAUAUAUAUAUAUAUAGCUAGAGGAGGGAGCGAGGGAGGGAAUAGGGAGGGUAAAAGAUCAGAUGCUGUGAUUGAUUGAUUCUGGGUGCUUUUUCUUUUUGGUCACCAAUUGAAGGCCAAAGUCCCUACGCAGCCUACGCCAGCUUCCCUCGUUCAUUCCAUUCAUUUAUAUAUAUAUGCAACACAUCACAACCCACCUGCUGAUUUCAUAACCUCUUUCUUUCCAUUUCUGCACCGAAAAGCUUUUUGGAGGGUACCGCUCAUUUGUCCAUGGUAUAGAUAUAUAGAGGAGAGAUUAAGGAGGGAAGUCAGAGUGAGUAGAGUGGAUCUGGAGAGGAGAUCAUCAUGGUGAGAGGAAAGACGCAGAUGAAGCGUAUAGAGAACGCGACGAGCAGGCAGGUGACUUUCUCUAAGCGCCGAAAUGGGCUGCUCAAGAAGGCUUACGAGCUUUCUGUUCUCUGCGACGCUGAGGUUGCUCUAAUCAUCUUCUCUUCCAGAGGCAAGCUCUACGAAUUUGCCACUUCAAGCGUGCAGCAGACAAUUGAGCGUUAUGAAAGGCAUGGGACAAAGAAUGUUCAUGCUGACCAUAAAUCAAAAGAAGAAAACAUGGAGCAAUUGAAGCAUGAAACAGCCAAGAUGCUCAAGAAGAUAGAGCUCCUUGAAGUUUCAAAACGGAAACUCUUGGGAGAAGGGUUGGGAUCUUGUUCCAUUGAAGAACUACAAGAGAUAGAACAACAGUUGGAAGAGAGCGUAAGCAAUGUCCGAUCAAGAAAGAAUCAGGUUUACAAGGAGCAUAUUGUGCAACUAAAAGAAAAGGAGAGAGCCCUAUUAGCUGAAAAUGCGGCCUUAUGUGAGGAGUGCGGAAUCCAACCACCUAGAGAAUCAGAUAAAGAAAAAGAUAUUUUCAACAACAUAGAAAGUAAUCAAAAUUCAGAUGUUGAAACUGACUUGUUUAUUGGGCCGCCGAAAAGGAGGUCCAGUGUGCCUUGAGUAUGAACCUACGUAAGUUCUUGCAUGAGGGCAUUCCAUCUUAUGCUAUAUAUCUUCUGUUAGACAUAUCAAUGUAUGUCUGAUUAUUAUUGUUUAUUGAAGUAUGUUUGGGUGUAUACCCUCAUCCACGUGCAACCAAUCAUACAAGGAAUGUCAUGGGAAUGAAGGGCAUACAUUUCUUGCUCAUUAAAUCCUUCAAAUGCCUUGGAUAAUAUUAUGAAACAAAAAAACAUUUACCCUAAUAAUACAAUGUUUGGAAGAUACACAUUUAGAUUCA
Malania oleifera is the source of this 1594-nucleotide messenger RNA. Its product is annotated as MADS-box protein SOC1. Gene Ontology annotation, molecular function: protein dimerization activity; DNA-binding transcription factor activity, RNA polymerase II-specific; RNA polymerase II cis-regulatory region sequence-specific DNA binding. The transcript has 8 exons. Gene Ontology annotation, cellular component: nucleus. The record is from RefSeq and is a predicted model, not a curated record. Lineage: Eukaryota; Viridiplantae; Streptophyta; Magnoliopsida; Santalales; Ximeniaceae. Bases 673 to 1317 code for a protein of 214 amino acids. Gene Ontology annotation, biological process: positive regulation of transcription by RNA polymerase II.